GGAUUUUUCUACGGCACCUAGCCUUAUCGAUGCUUUCUUCAAUGAUGAAAAUGCAAACAACCCAUUGCGUAGUCUCAAACCAAAGAAAUCCAAGAACAUCGGUGUUUUUGGGCUCCAUUGCAUCCUUACAUGCAUAAUAAAGCUGACUUUGGAUACCCUGUACGGAUCAUUGACACGCCAGGAUUUGGCGACUCUCAGUUACGAGACUCUGAGUUCUUUCCAAUGAUCCGUGAACAGCUCAUUGAUUUGAUUCAACAACCUCUCGACCAAGGCGGUGGCAUUCACUGUAUUUUCCUCGUUUACAAAAUGACAUCCAGUAUCGAUGCCAUCUUUACGAGCUUAAAUAUAUUCCAUGAAUUAAUCCAGCCAUUCACGGGUGUAUGGGAGAACGUUGUUCUCGUAUUUACACACGCUGAACCGAGCACUUUACAUUACCAUCAACAGUACAAGAUGAAGCUAAAGACCAAAGUGAGCUUGCAGAUCAAGGAAAAAUACCAACUCACUAAGGCGUUGCCCAUGGUGUUUCUCAGUACGCAGACGUACACAUGCAGCUAUCUCAAAGGACUCGGAGAGUGCGAUUGUGAGCGAGGCCAUCGAUACCACGCCGAUUGCCGCCGGCGCUUAUAUGAACAAGUGAAAAUUCGAAGCACUCGUCCUUUUCAUUUGGAUGAUUGUGAAUACCCCCCUUCUUCCCUGUCACCGACCAUGGAAAUGUCCACCAUCCAAGAGAGCAGUCUAAUGGAAUAAAUUUUCCUCAUUUGAUUUGCCUAAUGACUCGGCUUUUUUCGUACUCCGCGCUGACGUAGUCGUAAGCAGCUUACAGUGCUCGAAAUUACGCACUGUCUUUUUUCGUAUCUUCACAAUCUAAGUUCCCCUUCAUUGACCAUGCCUGCGAAAAAAGAAGGAAUCAAAUCUUAUUAUCAAGCUAAAAUUGAAGAAUGCGAGCUGAUUAUCAAUGAUAAAGCUCAAGAUUUGAGACGCUUGGAAGCACAACGCAAUGCCCUCAACGCCAAAGUUCGUCUUUUGAAGGAAGAAUUACAGCUUUUGCAAGAACCCGGUUCGUAUGUCGGCGAAGUGGUUAAAGUGAUGGGCAAGA
Molecule: messenger RNA, 1096 nt
Organism: Radiomyces spectabilis
Lineage: Eukaryota; Fungi; Mucoromycota; Mucoromycetes; Mucorales; Radiomycetaceae
Exons: 3
Coding region: 130-747 (205 amino acids)
Source: RefSeq, a predicted model, not a curated record